Cylicostephanus goldi is the source of this 180-nucleotide messenger RNA. The record is from the annotation of a GenBank genome assembly. Lineage: Eukaryota; Metazoa; Nematoda; Chromadorea; Rhabditida; Strongylidae.
GUGCCACACUGCUCGGUCGCAAAUCCACUUCGCAUUGCUGAAGUUGCAAUGCUAGAAGGAAAGAUACCAUCAAAGUUGGUUGAGGUGGUUGCGCAGAUUAUAAGCACUGAAUUAGGCGCGGUGCCUUCUCUAGAUGGACAUGUAGAUGGACGACAGGUGGAUAAUGUUCGUGUAUUCUGA